CAUAUGUAACUGUUCUAAGUAUAUAAUAAACUAUAUAAAAAUGUAACUCCAAGUGUGACUGCGAAUGGGAUCUAGAAACUCUUGGAGUAUCGAUGCAUAAAUUUUUGAUGAUCAGUGGAGGCGUUAUUGGUUCCGCUAAAAGGUUAUAUGUCUGAGGAAGCGUUUCGAGCGUUUCAACUCAUAACAUUGAUCGUGACUUGAGUGUUUGAUGUAAAGAUGAAUAUUAUUUCUACGAAGGAAGAGGAGACGGUUCUCCGUUUUUUGAAAUCGCAUGGCUGUUGUUUGAGAUGCCGUUUGCGCUUUAUGGGAUGCCGUACAACACAAUGCAAUUUUUCCGAAUUUGCAGCACGUGCAGAUCACACGGAUGUAUCAGAUAAUAUUUCUUCUGAACAAGAAACGCCUUGUGUUGUGUGCUUGGGAAUCCUUCAAGAUAAGAUACAGGAAACUGUAAUCGCAAAAAUUGCGGACAAGGUAGAGCAAAACGAUUACGACUGUGGAACUUUCACGUGUGCACUAACUAUUCCUGUAUCGAUAAGGCUCAGAGAACACAUAUUGUACGCUUAUAUGUCCAAAGAGACGAAUAUUGACGAAUCUAUCGUAAGUGUUCUUAGAACAAAGCUACAAAAUGUCAAAGAUGUCUGGAAGUUGUUUACGAUCCCAAAACUUGAGCAAGCUAUAAGAAAGCGUGCGGAUCUAUCGAUGCCAUCACCUUUUCUCGUUGAAGUCUUCUUAGAGCACGACGACGAUAAGACGAUAUUUAACGAACUAAUGGACAAGCACAAAGGAUGCAGUAAUAAACAGAGGAGGAGCAAGCACAAUGAUAAUAAGUUCAGCAGGAAGAAUAUCGAGACUCUGCUGAGCGAGAUGACGGACGAGCAACUCAGGCAACGUUUCGCGCUUUCGCAAAUCGCAUCGAGAACGUUCGUUCGCGUGGACACUGUUCUGUGUUCUCACAGCAGUAUUUUCAUAGGAGGACGCUACAACAAACUCUCGAGAGAACUCAGUCAGACACCGUGGUUCGUGAACGGUGAGAAGAAAGUGGAGACGUCGGUGCAGGAUCUGCUGUGUAAUCCUAUCGCGGAGGCAGUAAAGGCAGAAUCUAUAAAAUUUUUAUCGUCGGGAAGGGAAGACGUCGAUGUCAGGAACGUGUAUGACGGCCGACCGUUCGCGGCCGAGCUGUUGAAUCCUCGCAUGACGAACAUCACGGGCGAACUUCUGACGUGUCUAGCUACUACAAUCAAUCAAUCGACUAAACAGGUCAAAAUAACGUCAGGCUUGAAGAUUCUCUCGAAGUUCGACUUGAAAAAGCUCAAGGAAGGCGAGAAUGUUAAAACAAAGUUUUACCGGGCGCUAUGCGUCUGUCGAGGCGUGAGCAGCGACAGUUUGCCGCGACUGGAAAAUCUGAACAAAUUAAAAGACGUUAAAAUCGUGCAGAGGACACCGGUGAGAGUGCUUCACAGGCGACCACUGAGUCCGCGAACGCGCGUAGUUUACGAGAUGCGCGCGCGUUGGGCGAAGCGACACGAGCUGGAGGAACUGCUGCACACCGCUGCCGAAAGCGCAGAUACGUUUUUUGUUCUCGAUGUCAAGACGCAAGCGGGCACAUACGUGAAGGAGUUCGUGCACGGUGACUUUGGCAGGACCAAGCCGAGUUUGCGCAACUUUUUAAACACUGAAGUAGAUAUCAUUGCGUUGGACGUUACCGGUAUCAACUUAAAAUGGCCGUAAAAAGUGUAAUUGAUACUUUGAUACUGUAUUUAUGGAAUUAUAAUAAAAGCAUCAGCAUUAAAUACAUAAAAUAUAAAA
Ooceraea biroi (clonal raider ant) is the source of this 1806-nucleotide messenger RNA. It is a transcript of the gene Pus10, whose product is annotated as Pseudouridine synthase 10. Gene Ontology annotation, biological process: tRNA pseudouridine synthesis. The record is from RefSeq and is a predicted model, not a curated record. Gene Ontology annotation, molecular function: pseudouridine synthase activity; RNA binding. NCBI's taxonomy places the organism in Eukaryota, Metazoa, Arthropoda, Insecta, Hymenoptera, Formicidae.